This is a messenger RNA of Trametes versicolor FP-101664 SS1, 801 nucleotides long. RefSeq lists its product as uncharacterized. The coding region runs from base 1 to 801 and encodes 266 amino acids. NCBI's taxonomy places the organism in Eukaryota, Fungi, Basidiomycota, Agaricomycetes, Polyporales, Polyporaceae. The record is from RefSeq and is a predicted model, not a curated record. The transcript is spliced from 4 exons.
AUGGAAGUUGAUGCAAACGGGGAGUUCAUCGACAGUCAUGACAAUGAACUCGAGCGCGAGCCGACACCUCCACCUGCUCAGGUCAAGCGGCGUGGACCCGGGCACCCUCCUGGCAGCGGCCAAUCCAAGGCUUGCGCCAAAAAGCGCCACGGCCCCGGUAAGAAGACUCAAGCGCCGGACGAAGGCGAUCACGAUGGCCCGGGCAAUGCGGAAGAUGAGCCUCCCACUAAAAAGGCAGGCACCGCAAAAACGGCGGUGACCACCAAGAAGAAGAACGCAGAUUUCGACGGUCCUAUCGGGACGGCCCUCCGUCUGCUCCACCUAGAGGGACUGAACACCGCCUCGGAGAUGAUCACCCUCUGCACUCAAUGCGGUUACCCCGCCCUCGACCUGUUCAAGGUCCUCUGCGACAUCUCUCCCAACGACCCUAACCUGGUUAUUGCAGCACUGGCCCCAACCGUCGAAACACUUCAGGCGCUCCUCGACUUUGCUGAGGCUAAUGUGUUCCGCGAUGACACAGACCUUGCGCCAUUCCACCACACCUUUGAGGGCUACCGCGGCGACAUUCUGCCUGGCAUACAAAGCAUGCAGCAGCAAAACCCCGUCCCCCACAACUUUGUCGAGGGGUCCUCGCGCGAUGGUGCAGCGGCUUCUGAGCCGUUGCCCGAGGCGCAGAAUGUGCACCAGGCUCUGCCUCCAGCUAUUGAUUUUGAUGAUGGGUACGCUCCAGACUCUGAGGAAGAGCGCGCGGGUGAGCAGCGUGUGCGCGAUUCGAAAGGUAAAGAGAGAGCCACCAAAUGA